Molecule: messenger RNA, 1161 nt
Organism: Acanthosepion pharaonis
Lineage: Eukaryota; Metazoa; Mollusca; Cephalopoda; Sepiida; Sepiidae
Source: the annotation of a GenBank genome assembly
AUGUCGUACCUAAUGGAAUUAAUCCAUUUGCUGAUAGGGGCCUUCACUAUCUAUCUAUCUAUCUAUCUAUCUAUCUAUCUAUCUAUCUAUCUAUCUAUCCCAGCGGUUCAUAUAUCUCUAUCUCUCUAUCUAUCUAUUUAUCUAUCUCAGUCUAUUAAAAUCUAUCUAUCUAUCUAUCUAUCUAUCACAGGCUGUCCAUAUCUAUCUAUCUAUCUAUCUAUCUAUCUAUCUAUCUAUCUAUCUCAGUCAGUUCAUAUCUAUCUAUCUAUCUAUCUAUCUAUCUCAGUCUGUUCAUAUCUAUCUCUCUCAGUUUGUUUAUAUCUAUCUCAAUCUGUUCAUAUCUAUCUCUCUCAGUCAGUUCAUAUCUAUCUAUCUAUCUAUCUAUCUAUCUAUCUAUCUAUCACAGGCUGUUCAUAUCUAUCUAUCUAUCUAUCUAUCUAUCUAUCUAUCUAUCUAUCUAUCUAUCUCCUCGUCUAUUCGUAUCUAUCUAUCUAUCUAUCUAUCUAUCUGAAGCUGUUCAUUUUCUAUCUAUUUCAGUGUGUUCACAUCUAUCUAUCUAUCUAUCUAUCUAUCUAUCUAUCUAUCUAUCUCAAUAUCUGUCUGUCUAUCUAUCUAUCUAUCUAUAUAUCUGAAGCUGUUCAUUUUCUAUCUAUUUCAGUGUGUUCACAUCUAUCUAUCUAUCUAUCUAUCUAUCUAUCUAUCUAUCAUCUAUCUAUCUAUCUAUCUCAGUCUAUGCACUAUCUAUCUAUCUAUCUAUCUAUCUAUCUAGUUAUUUAUCUAUCUGUCUGUCUGUCUGUCUGUCUAUCUAUAUAUCUAUCUAUCUCAAGCUGUUCAUUUUCUAUCUAUUUCAGUGUGUUCACAUCUAUCUAUCUAUCUAUCUAUCUAUCUAUCUAUCUAUCUCAUGUGUUCACAUCUAUCUAUCUAUCUAUCUAUCUAUCUAUCUAUCUAUCUAUCUAUCUAUCUCAGUCUAUGCACUAUCUAUCUAUCUAUCUAUCUAGUUAUUUAUCUAUCUGUCUGUCUGUCUAUCUAUCUAUCUAUCUCAAGCUACUCAUAUAUUUCUACAUCGGCUUCUUAUACUUACUUACAUACAUAGUUAUCUAUCUAUCUAUCUAUCUAUCUAUCUAUCUAUCUAUCUAUCUAUCUCUCUAUAUAUAUAUAUAG